Messenger RNA from Peronospora belbahrii, 762 nucleotides. The record is from the annotation of a GenBank genome assembly. Lineage: Eukaryota; Oomycota; Peronosporomycetes; Peronosporales; Peronosporaceae.
AUGAAAUAUAUCAGUGAACUCUAUGGCAUGACGUGGGAUAUUGCCUGUGCACUGGCGAAACCAUUGCUAGACAUUCGAAUUAUAGGUCAGGAAAUAGUCCAAGACUCAACGUCAUGGGACGAUUUGAUGCUACUACCAGACUUGAAUGCUGUCUUUGCAGAAGAUGCGUUUGUCAAUGUGGAACAUUUGAAUGCACAACGAUUUAAGCAUGAAGGUUUAUUUGCAGUCACGUAUCAUCCACUGGCAAUGCAUGUUGAAAGAAGGUUGGGUGUCAAUGUCAAGUACUUUGAGGAUGAACAUGCAGACUUGACACCACAUGAUCUUGUGAUCCUUGGAGGAACAUUUGAUCAUUUGCAUAAUGGACAUAAGAAACUGCUGUCACUAGCUGUUGGUAUUUGUGCCAACCGUAUGAUUGUGGGUGUGACGGCAGAUAGGAUGUUGAAACAAAAGUCGUAUGCAGAGUUACUGGAGCCUUUGGGAAAACGAAAGAGUGCUGUACGCGCGUACAUUGCAUUCCUUAACCCAAACAUUAGUGCAGACAUUGUUACGAUUGAAGAUCCAUUUGGUCCAGCAAUUGUAGUACCAGAGGCAGCGGCUAUGGUUGUAUCGACUGAAACGCUUUUGGGUGCGAUCAAGAUCAACAGUAUACGCGUUGAUCGUGGAUUGCCUAAGGUUCACAUAUUUGCAUGCCGCCGCACGGAGAGCAGCACACUUAGUUCUAGCUGCAUUCGUGAGAAGAUUGCAGCUUCUCACAAUUGCUAA